AGGUCUGCUUCGUGCAGCCUCUUCGUUAUCAGCCCAGAGGAUCGAGUCCGGAGGAUCGAGCCCUGUGUGUGUGUGUGUGUGUGUCUCUAACGUGUGGGUAUCGGCCCUGAAAUGAACGAGGAGUCCUCUCAUCGGAGACAGACACCGGGGGAAGGACUCACACUGUCCCGGGAAGCAGCUCCGAGCGGCGGGUUAUUAUCUCCGAUCACCGGCGGUAAGGACCGGGUAACGACGGCUCGCGGUGCGGCUGGUGUGUGCCUGACAGCCGGGGGAUGGUGCAGAGGAGCCCGCGGUGCUGUGGAGGAAUCCUGAGCACACACCACGGAUAAUACGUGACGAGACAGUGAUAUUAGUGGGGAGGUGCCGCGCCAUGUUCCCGAUGCACCUGCACCUCCAGGAAAUGAACGGGGAUCCUGAGCUGAUGAAACCCUCUCAGUGACGGUCACAGUAUUUAUCAACCUGCUUUACCUUCCCUGCUACUAAGAACCCCAUGUGGGACCAAUACUCCACCAGCCGGAUCACUGCUGCCUCAACCUCGUCUUUCAGCCAAUGAAUCAAAUGCCAUUGUAAGAACCAGUGUCAUGAGGAGCUCGACACCGCAUCAGAUGCUUUUAUUUUGACAUGAGUGUCUUUUCUUUACACUGAGGCUCAAGGUGUCAUCCAUCCUUUAGAGGGGGGCUGGAGCCGAUCCCAGCUCACAUUGGGUGAGAGGUGGGAUACAUUUUGGACGAGUUCACGCCCAAUUAACCUAACCCCAAUCUGCAUGUUUUAAUACUGUGGGAGGAGGAGAAAAACUCCACAAAGAAAGACCCCAGCCUUACCGUGUCUCAAACUGGGAGGCGACUAACCACCGUGGUGCACCGGUGUCUUCAUGUGACAGCUAAUACGAUAUUCCUCUGCACCUAAAUCACCAUUGACCUGUGGAAUGCUCGAUCUCAAGAUGAAGGAGGCGUGUCGCAUUUGUGGCCGGGAGCUCUGCGGCAACCAGAGGCGAUGGAUCUUCCACCCCAGCCCCAAGCUCAACCUCCAGGUGCUGCUGUCCCAUGCCCUGGGGCAAGAGCUGACCCGGGACGGCAGAGGGGAGUUUGCCUGUUCCAAGUGCAUCUUCAUGCUGGACCGCAUGUACCGCUUCGACACGGUCAUCGCCCGCGUGGAGGCCCUGUCCAUCGAAAGGUUGCAGCGGCUCCUGCAGGAGAAACACCGGCUGAGGCAGUGCAUCGGUGGACUCUACCGGAAAACCAACUCAGAAGAGGGAGCAGUGACACUUGCUGGAAGUAAUGAAGUGCCAGGCGAUGGCAUGGUGGACAUCUCGGGUCUCACUCAUGCAAAGUACUGUGCCCUGCUCCAGGAUGACCUGGUCUACUCUUUGUACGAGUCCUGGGCUGACGACAACCCAGACUGUCAACAUCACCACCACCCACAGUGUCCUGCAGGACCAGGGUCAGAGAUCACUGUCGCAGGCUCACAGCGCUUUUUGCCCAGCACUCCCAGGAGGUGUCGAGGGUGUUCCCACUGGCGGGUGGCAGACUCUGAUUAUGAAGCUGUUUGUAAGGUGCCCAGGAAGUUGGCAAGGAGCAUUUCAUGUGGGCCAUCAACCAGAGAUUCAGCCAGUUUUAUCGGAGUAGGAGGUGGUGGAGAAAAAGAUCUAGAAAGUGUUGACAAUUCAGAAGAACACCCUUCCUCUCUCACUCUGGUCCCCGGUUCUCAGGACCCCUCGAGGAGAUCAGACAGUGAUCGAACCCUGGCCGGACGUAUCAGCUCCAGCCCCUCGGUAGCGUCCCUGGAGACGUCUGAGGACUACCUCCAGCCUGGGGCCAUAACAGAUGGUCCUCUGAGGUCCCCCAAGGACCCUAUAGAUGACCGGAUGUUUGACUCCCUCUCUGAGGAGCACAUGGGAGCCCCCCAUGGUCUAGUCUCACCUGGGCCCAGCCUCUCUGCGGCCCUCUGUUUUCUGCAGAGCUGUGCCAUCUACCGGCCAGUCCGGAGCUCUAAGGGAAGCAAGCUGCCAGUGCUCCUCCGGAAGAGCUCCAGUAACGGAGCCAUGAGGCUGGGAUUCUCUGAUUCUGUCCUCGGAAUGUCGUAUGGAACUCCAGACGGAGAAGGUUACAUCCUGAUGUCAACACCUGAGCUGGAGACCCCUCUGAUCAGUCUGAAUCAGAACUUCAACCUGACUGGCAUGGAGGAUAUAUUAGAAGAUCUGUACAAAGAGUAUCCUCGGCCACCUCCACACCAGAGUCUUGUUGAGGAGCAGCAAAGCCAGCUGAACCAGUAUGAGUGUGCGGCCGGUCAGUGUGUCAACGAGCUGCAGAAGGCCCAGCUCCACGUUCAGUCUCUGCAGGCCAAGAUCCACGAGAGCGAGGCCAACAAUAUGAGGCUGCAGGAGAAUCUGAAGGAGAUGGAGUUUGAGCUGCGUUCACUUCGCCAGGCGGCUCAGAGUCAAGAAAGAACCAUCCAGGACCUCUCUGAGUCAAUGAGCACAAAAGACACUGAGGCUCAGGAGCUGUAUCAGAUGAUUGAAGGGCAGAACGCCACCUUGUGCAAGCUGCAAGAAAUAGUCCACCGCAACCAGCUCACUCAACGCAAGGUUCAGGAGGGGGCCAGCGAGUCCUUGACGCUCGCCCAUCUGCAGAGUGAGCUGGUGGGGGUGCAGAGCUCCCUGUUCUCCCUCGGCCUGGAACUGGAGGCCAGCCAGAGGAGUCUUAGACAGAACCAGCGGCAAGGAGACGACUUAGAGAGGUUCAAGGACAGACUGAACUCCGAUCUGCAGGAGGCGCUGCAGCACCGGGAGGUCACGGAAAAACACAACCAGGACCUGCGCUGUGCCCUCCAGAAAACCCGCUGUGAGCUUCAGGCUAAAGAAGCAGCCCUGAAGGCGAGCGAAGCUGAGAAACUCACUGUGGUGCUGGAAAAAGAAAGAGGCCUCGAACAGCUCAAACACAGCCUGAAGGACAAGGAGCAACAGUUGGAGGACUACUCAGACAUGUUGGAUUCACCAGCAAGCUCCAAAUCAAGAGAUGCUCUGCUGGAGAAACUAAAAGAGCGUAUAAAAGACAGAGACAGAGCUCUGGAGCGCUCCAUUGAUGACAAGUUCCGCAGUGUGGAGGAGCGCGAGGCCCAGGUGAGGGGGCUGCAGCUGGCUCUCAGGGAGAAAGAGCGAGACCUGGAGAGACUGAACUGCAUCCUGUCCAACAACGAAGAGACCAUCACGAGUCUGGACGGUUUGGUGCGAGGCAAAGAGCUGGAGCUGGAGCAGGCGGCCGAGGCCUACAGGAACCUCCAGUGGCUGAAGCAGCAGAGUGAGGAGAAGGAGAGAAACACUCUGAGAGAAAAGGAGACCAUCAUCAACCAGCUGCAGGCGGCCCUGCAGAGCCGCAGCCAGGAGGCUCAGGAUCUGACGGCCGCCCUCGUGGCCCGAGUGCAGGCCGGUCCCACUGAGGUUGUGGAGGAGCUGAAGGCUCGGCUGGUGCUCAAAGAGAAACUGUUCCAGGAGCUGCUGUCAGACCGCAGCCGCCAGUCGAAUGAACACCAAGCCCGGGUCCAGGAUCUGUUCAACACUCUGAGCUCCAAAGACCAGUAUCUGCAGGAUUCCUCCUACAGAUUGUCCUUAGUGAUCAAUGAGCGGAGCGGCCAGCUGCAGGAGCUACGCAGACAGAAGUUGCUACGAGAGCAGGAGCUGCACGAGCUGAGACGGGACAAGGAGAGGGAGAUGGGAGGAGAGAAGGAGCACCUGCAGAUUCUGCUCAAAGAGAAGGAAGCUUUUGUCAAGGAGCUGAUGCAGGGUCAGGAAGAGGCAAUGCAGCUGUCUUCUCAAGAGAGUGAGGCAGAGAUGAAGACCCUCCAGGAGGAGCUGCAGCUGGUCCUGAGGAAGGAGAGAGAGGCUCAGGAGGAGCUCUCUGCUCUGCGUUUGUCUUUAGCUCAGCAGCAAAUCGAAGGAGUGCCCACAGAAGACGUCUCUGAUCCCCAAUGUGUGCUGGAGCAGCUUGUGUCAGAGUACAACAAGCUGAAUGAUGCCCUGAGGGCAGAGAAGAGAUUAUACCAAAAUCUCAUGCACAUGCACACCAAGAGUGACAGCAGCUCAGAGGCGAGGCAGGCCCUCCACACUGAGCUCGACUCGGUUCAGGCGCUGCGUGGACAGCUGGAGGAAGUGCUGGCCAGGACCCGUAACAUGGCGUUGGUGCUGGAAAGGGCGGCCAAACGGCAGCCCGACUUUGGAGAGCUCAGCACAGAGGAGGAGGAGGAAGGAGACGAUGAAGAUGCCAGCAGUGACGAGUUCUCGGACAGCAUAGAGGAGGAUGAGGAUAAAGUGAAGGCGAAAAGUUUGUCUUCCGUUCAGGCUUCUGUGACGUCUCCUGAAGCCGAGGCUGUGACUGCAGGGCUGGUGAGGGCGUCACUGUCCCAGAGAGCUGAACUAAAGCAGCUCGAGGAAGAAAAGAAGACACUUGAAGUCCAGCUCGAGGAAGUAAAGUCACAGCUGGAGAGGGAUGGAUACACAUCUGUGGCCCAGAUGAGGAGUGCAGUGCAGAAGCUGCAGGAGGAGAACCAGGCUUUGAAAGAAGGACAAGCUGGAGCUGUGGGACUUAGGACAAACACAGAGGAGAGUCACAGGAGCCAGAACUGGGAAGAAGAAGAAGAAGAAGAGGAGGACGAAGAGGAGGACAUUGAGGAGGACAUUGAAGAGGAAGAUGAAGAGGAGGGAACAUCUUCGGUGCUGGUUGGGAAGCGAGGUCCUCCGUGUGUUAAUGUGAGUGAGGAGCCGGGGAAGAGGCGCUGCACCAGGCCAUGCUCCCUGGACCUCGGCACGCUGACAUCCCAUCAUUACACACACCAGGAUGUGGAGCCUGAUGGUGAGGGGAGCGAGGUGGGAGCGCCCUGGCAGGAUGUAGACGAGGGUCUGGGCGAGCAGACGGCCCGCCUGCGCUCGGACCUGGCUCUGAGCCACCAGGAAAACAGAGAGCUGCAGGAGAGACUGAUGGUGUCUGAGGCCACGGUCCACGCUCAGGCGGAGCAGCUGAAGGACUACAGAGAUCUGCUCACCGAGACGUCGGUGCAGCAAGCCAACAAACAGGUGCAGGUGGAUCUUCAGGAUCUGGGUUAUGAGACGUGUGGUCGCAGUGAGAACGAAGCUGAAAGAGAAGACACCAGCAGCCCUGAGUUUGACGACCUGGAGAUGUGCACGUCACUGUCCCAUCAGCAGGACUAUGAUGGUGCAGGCAACAGCUGGUUCAGUGGUAACUGCAGCAGUAACAGAGGAACUUAUGAAAUGGGGGACGAGGCCUCUGUCCAACAUCUGGUCCUGGAUCUGCGCUCACAGCUGACCCGCUGCCAUAAAGUGAUCCGUGGGCUGCAGCUGCGUGUGCGCUCCCUGUCUGCCACCAGCGACUACGCUUCCAGUCUGGAACGCACACCCCGAAAGGUGAACUGGGCCUUUGAGAAGUCACCAGCCCCCAGCGGCGUGGAGGAGGAUGAGGGCUGGAUGUCUGACCCCCAAGGGAUUCGCUCAGGGCCCAAACCCAGCAGGGAGCUACAGGAGCUGAUGGAACGUGUCACGUCACUGGAGGCACAACUGAAGAGCUCCAGACUGGAGGGGAAAGACCAAGCAGAAGAGAAAUGUGCCACCUGGCCUGGGAAGUACAACUCUCUGAUCCAGGCUCAGGCUCGUGAGCUGUCCCACCUGAGGCAGAGGACCAGAGAGGGGCAGGGGGUCUGCCAUAUCCUCACCCAGCACCUGGGAGACACCACAAAGGCCUUCGAGGAGCUGCUGCGAGCGAACGAUAUUGAUUACUACAUGGGUCAGAGCUUCAGAGAGCAGCUGGCUCAGAGCUCUGCCCUGGCACAGAGAGUGGUCACCAAGAUCAGCGGACGCGACCAAGCAGACAGCCAUGAUGACAAAGCGGGCCACGAGCUGCUCGCCCUGAGGUUGAGUAAAGAGCUGCGGCAGAAAGAUAAAAUCAUUGAGUCGCUUCACACCAAGCUGCAGGAGCGUCCUGAGACCCCGUCCAGCUGCCACGCCCUCUCCGAGACCACCGACCAAUCAGACAGGACCUCCUUGGUGUCCGACGAGUGCAGGACCAAUGAGGACCUAGACCUGUGCUCGGAUUUAGACAGCAGAGAGUAUCAGGAGGAGCACCGGCUGCAGCAGCCAGGACACCGAUCAGAACCAGACAUCCGUCCAUCUUUCCCUCCUCCUCAUGGCCUCCUCAAGUCCUCCAGCAGCUGUCCCAACAUGCAUUGCUAUGCCCCUGUGGCUUUCACCAGUCAGACCUCCAGAGCCCUUUUCGGUGAACCUGUUUCCCCCUUCUUCCCUGUCCCCCCUGGCCCUGAUGUCUGGGGUAAGGGAAUCCCUUCUGACCCCUGGCCCAGGGCCCUGUCUGUGAUCGCUGUUCGCCCAGAGCUGGACGCGCUGUACAAACGGAUGAAUGAGCAGAACAGGGGCUUUGCACUUCCCCAUGACAAGACCCUGUUCACUCCCUUCAACAACCAAAGCCAGCACGACCACUCCAGCUACAGCCUGCUUUCCCAUCAUGCCUUUCAACAGCACCAGCUGGGUGGCAUCCCUGAAGGCCACUCUUUUAAAUUUGACUCAGGUCCAGUGUCAGGCGGGAAUUUGUGGGACAUGGAGAACCGGGUUCAGCAAGUUGGAAGCUUUCCUGGAUCAUCUGGGCACCAGCCAGGAAGCAGCCACACAGGUGUGAAUUUGAUAGAGGAGCACCUGCGGGAGGUGAGGUGUCUCCGUCAGCGUCUGGAAGAGUCCAUCAGGACAAACGAGAGGCUCCGCCAGCAGCUGGAAGAGAGACUGGCCAGCAGCGGGCGAGAUGGAGGGGCACCAACAAACAUCUACAUUCAGGGACUGGAUACAGUUCCUCAACUGUCCAACGAGAUCAGAGUCCUGAAGCAAGACAACCUGGUUCUCCAGUCUCGCCUGCAGGCCAGCACCGGUACUGAGUCUGAAAUCCAACUGAAGUCUUUUCCUCUGUUUUCUUUUUGUGUUUUAACUCGUGUGGACUCUCCUCGUCCCUCAGACACGUGUGAGGAGGUUGUGCAGUUGCGGGAGGCCGUGUUUACGGCACGGGCCCGUCUGAAGCAGGCUGAGCUGGAGGCCGAGCAGUGGAAGGAGGAGCUGAGACGCCUUCAGACUCACAGUCAGGAGCAGGGACAGCAGAUACACACCCUGAGGCAGGAGCGACAGGACAGUCAGGAAAGAACCAACAGGCUCCAGCAUGAGGUUUGUCUCCUGCAGCAGCAGCUAUGUGAGAGCAGGGAGCUCAUCCACUCACUGCAGAGUGAACUGCAAGUUUACGAUCGAGUGUGUUCCAGCACAAAGGCCAGCAAAGGCUACCUGUGUCAGCUCCCAGGUCUGCCAGUGGAGCUGGGGGAGCUGCUGGGGGAGGUGAGGAGUCUGCGGGCCCAGCUGCAAACCAGCGUCCAGGAGAACAGCGCCCUCAAACAACUGGAGCUCCACAAGCAGCUGGAGCAGAAGCUGGGUGCCGGCUCCCCUCGGAUGCCCUCCCUCUCUGCCCUCACCGCCAGCCCUCAGAGAGAAAACUUCUACAGACGUCAGCUGCUGCACGACCCAGCUCCGUCUCCACCAGUCAGGGACAUUGGUCUGUUUAACUGUGGAUCGCCCGGUCCUCCCUACUCAGACCUGGACGACAGCCAUAGCACUGCUAAUGCAGAUACUCUGGACCCUCACUCUGAGCUCGAGGGGGAGGCUCCCGACGGAUCGUUUGCAAACCGAAACGGCCGCCACGCCAUCGGUCAUGUGGACGACUUCAGUGCUCUGCAGCAGCAAGUCCUCGAGGGUCGGAGCCUCGUCCAGCGCAUGGAGACGACCCUGCAGGCCUGCCUGGGCCCACCGCUGCUGGAGAGCCACGAGAAACACAGCAGUGAUCUGGUUCUGGACUAUGGAUAUGUGAAGAGUCUGCUGUCCAACACCAGGACGCUGAGGCAGAUCCUGGAGGAGUCGUUGUCUCUGCUGAAGAUGUUCUGGAGAGCAGCUCUGCCCAGCACUGAUCCCUCCGUCCAAAACCUAAAGAAGGAGCACUGUAUGCACGAAGAGAUCUUGUCCUUGAGACUGCGGAUGUCGGAGCAGGAGGAGGUUCUAAAGGGGACGGUUCAGAGACUGAGGAGCACCAGCCGCACCAAGGAAAACAUGGAGCACUUCAUAGUAAAUCAGUUGUCGAGGACUCGAGAUGUGCUGAAGAAAGCAAGGACAAAUUUAGAGCUGAGGACCCAGGAGGUGCUGCCAGAGUAUGGCCUGCUGAUCGCAGUUUCCUGAAGACCAGCGGUGCCAUUCUGCGUCCGGCCACGAGAAAGCGCAGCAGCGAAUGCCUGCUUUAGACUUUUGAUAAGAACCAGCCUCAACCCUACCAGCUCUCUGACCUCUGUGCUCAAACAGCCAAGACCCCUUAAGCUCCUCCCUGUUUCCUCCCCAGCCUUUGCCAUAAGAGUGCUUCCGUCCAUCCCUCCCUCGCUCCUCUGGGCAACACGUGCACAGCGUUAUCUGCACCUCCAGCCUUACCUCCCACCCUCCCUCCCCCAACUACCACCAUGUUUUAUUGUCUAUGAGUGAUGCUGGCAGCAGUUUACCUCUUGUGUGUGUGUGACAGAAGAAGGUGUGUGAGAUGUGCCUCUGAUGGAUUCAGUGACCUAUGUCCUACUGAUGGAGCUGGUUGAAGAUGCUCUUAAGACGCGGAUCUCAGUCACGAUUUAUCUUUGUUGAUCGGAAAUUGGAGUUAGUUUCAAAAACACACAACAGACCAAGAGUUUGCAUUGGAGAAUUUAAAGAAAUUUUGAGAACUAUUAUAAAAUGAUGUGUCUAUAAGAGCAUCCUCUCCUGACAGCCAGACAGCCUGUGGACAGACAAGUUGUACAUGCAUGUUUGAAAUGGCCUGUGGGGGAAUUCUGCACAUAUGUACACACAUAUCUAUGUAUGUGUGUGUGUGAUCGAACACAGCUCACUCAUAGACAAGACACCCUCAACCACCACUGCCACAAAAAUGUUUACCAUCCCCCCCCGGUGGCACUCCUACUAAGAAGGACAUCUUCUUUUUUUUGUGCAAAUGCAAUGCAAAGAACAAUGACGCCCACAAUGUAUCACUAGUCGACACAGUGGAGGAAUGUAGAGGAGGUGGGCGAUCACUGCUACGUAGAUCAAGUGUAGGAAGCUCAUGAAUGAUAUGUCAGCCAAGGGUUGUGAAUAAUAGAAGAAGAAGCCAGAGGACGGUUCCAUUUCAGUCACAAGACUAGGUCUUUUGCUCCUGACGGAGCUUUUCGGCACCAAAGUGCGGCUGUAAGAGAAAACAGUUGAGUUGAAUUACUUAAAUUCUCGAGGCCACUUUCUGUUCGGUUGGAUGUGAUUUCUACAAAGAGGUCAAAGUGCUCAAAUGGAACCAGGCUAAACGCGUAUUCAAGCUCCUCUGUAGGAGUUCUCAUACGAGCAUGUGCAAUAAUAACGUUUUUUCUUUAAUGAUCAUGCUGCACCAGGUUAUUAUUAUUAAUAUUUCUUUGCCUGACACUGGAUUAUUAGUCACACUCAUUAUAUUAUGACACUAUCAGUGUAAUGACUGUACUUUUUUUUCUGGAGUGUUGAUGCAUGAAAGAGAGUGAUAAAUGGAAAAAGAAAUCUGAGCUAUGGAACAGUGGAUUGGCCAUCCUUGCCGAAGUUUGAAAUUGGAACUCUGAUUUCACUUUGACUUGCCGUAUCCAUGCGAAUGACGAACUGUCUAAACAAACUUUUUAUGAUGCGGAUCUAGAGCCACAGAGACGGUAACCGUUAACACGCGUGGUUUGAUUUAUUUUUCGAAUUGUGCGACAAUUUGGACCAAAACUUAACAGCGGAUUUUUUCUGCUUUAGUCUUUAUGGUCUUUCUUUUUAGUUCAGGCCGUCUUAACAUUCCCAUGGUAAUGGCAAUAUAGGUUAUCGAGUUCUUAUAGAUGACAAACUUUGGCAGGGUAUUGGUGCAAUCGUUGUUCUGUAAUUCACUCACUCCAAUCACUUCAAUUUCACAUUUAGUUUGAUGUGUUGUCUUGCUGUACAUUUGCCAUUUUAUGCUGUAAAUAACCAGCUUUUUCUGUAUGAACUUCUUUUUGCGUGUGUGUGCGUGUGUGCACGUGUGUGUGACUGAGUGUGUGUAUGAAAAAACAUCCAACAUUUGCUUUUUGCAAAGUUGAUCAUCUGGGUAGCUGUGCAAUAGCUUUAUGUAUUUUAUUUUGAUGUUAAACCUCAUUGUAUCACACGUUUGCCACAUUCACCCCCUGCGGUGUAUGAGUCAUAUGCAGUGUGUGUUAAAGGAUUGUGUCACUUUGACUCGAUUAGUCACAUAGAUAGGAAAUCAUCAGCAAAGCCUUCAUGACAUGUCACAGUAUUGUUCACAGAUAACAAAGCUCUGGUUAAUGUUGCUUUGCUCGCCUUUAACUUUAGCCCCAGAGCUUCUACAGCCUGCUCUCCGUGGUAGAAAUGGCCUUGAACCAGUGCUUGUCUAUCUGGAAUCUGCCAAUUUAGGUUUUAUUUGCGCUCGAGUCCUCUGAAAAAGACAAAAGUUGCCAAGUAUUUCAAUAGUUUCAUAUUUCCUAACGAAGUUAAUGAAGUUAAAGGGAAAAUGUUUUAAAGAUUUGUCUACUGUAAAAAAAAAACAGAAAAGCCAAUGACUGGAUCGAUUGUGAAACGCUGGAUCCACAAAGCACCUUUUUAGAGCGUAAACAAGGCCUUAUUGCGAUUUAAUAAGAAGGGAAUCAAACGGCAGUUUGAGACGAUGUAUUGCUGGUCUUGAGUUGCGUAUGUAUAUACUGCUUUUUGAUUGGUGCAGCUUUUAUGUGAGUGGAAAGCAGAUUUUUCAAAUCUUGUGUAAAAUGAACUAGAAAGCCGAUGCAGGACCUAUAUGGAUCCUGUCUCUGAUGACAGUUAACAGUGUGUUGUGUUGGCACAAGUAUUAGCAAUGAAAGAUUUUGGGAAAGAAUAAAUAAAACACUUAAAAUCU
Limanda limanda (common dab) is the source of this 10976-nucleotide messenger RNA. Its product is annotated as myomegalin-like. The record is from RefSeq and is a predicted model, not a curated record. Gene Ontology annotation, molecular function: zinc ion binding. NCBI's taxonomy places the organism in Eukaryota, Metazoa, Chordata, Actinopteri, Pleuronectiformes, Pleuronectidae. The coding region runs from base 926 to 8275 and encodes 2449 amino acids. Gene Ontology annotation, cellular component: nucleus. The transcript is spliced from 38 exons.